Messenger RNA from Lobosporangium transversale, 1462 nucleotides. RefSeq names its product S-adenosyl-L-methionine-dependent methyltransferase. The transcript has 7 exons. Bases 25 to 1380 code for a protein of 451 amino acids. NCBI's taxonomy places the organism in Eukaryota, Fungi, Mortierellomycota, Mortierellomycetes, Mortierellales, Mortierellaceae. The record is from RefSeq and is a predicted model, not a curated record. Gene Ontology annotation, molecular function: protein-arginine N-methyltransferase activity. Gene Ontology annotation, biological process: peptidyl-arginine methylation.
UACAACCUAAUCACUUUGUCAGCCAUGUCAACCGAGGCAUCUAUGGUAGACAAGCCUUCAAAUGAGGCUAGGGAUCCGGCCUACUUUGGUUACUAUGCCAUGCUGCAGCAUCAGCAAAACAUGCUUCAAGACACAGUAAGGACAUCCACCUACCGAUCUGCAAUCCUAUUGAAUACCGAGUGUUUCAAGAAUAAACUUGUCAUGGAUGUUGGAGCAGGUUCCGGUAUUUUAAGUUACUUUGCAGUCCAAGCAGGUGCUAAGAAGGUAUACGCAGUCGAGGCAUCAGAUAUGGCGGGAAAAAUGAAGAAGCUUGUAGAGGCAGCGUCCCUGCCCAGUGGAAGAGCUAAAAAUGAAUUCCUGAAGGAUAAAAUCGAGGUCAUUCAAGCCAAGAUUGAGGACCCAAGUAUUAAGGCACCCAAGGUUGACACAAUUAUUUCAGAGCCCAUUGGUGUACUACUUGUUCAUGAGCGAAUGAUUGAAAGCUUCAUCUAUGCUCGCGACACAUACUUAAAACCAGGAGGGCACCUUUUCCCUAACAAAGGUGUUAUGUACCUUGCGCCCUUCACAGAUGCGUUAUUAUUUACAGAGACAAUAGGUAAAGCCCGUUUCUGGGAGCAGGCAACCUUUCAUGGCAUAGAUCUCUCUCCUCUCUACCCUGAUGCCAAGGCUGAACUGUUUGGUAUGCCUGUAGUUGGCCAUUUUGAUCCAAAAUCUUUGCUAGCCAAUCCAACGUCUGAAAUAAAUGGAGGGUUUGAGAUGGAUUUCAACACUAUCACCAUGAAGGCUCUGCGUGAUUUUGUGGUCCCGAUUUCAUGGAAGGCUCAGUAUACAGGGUUGAUGCAUGGGGUCGCUGGAUGGUUCGAUCUUGUAUUCUCUGGAUAUGCCGACUCAGUCGCUAGCCAGCCGGUCCAAAUGUCUACUGGGCCAAGCUCGGAGCGAACACAUUGGCAGCAGGUGCGGUUCUUGUUUAGGGAACCUUUGGCUGUGAAUUCAGGUCAAGUGAUCCGGGGCUGGAUGCACUGUGUUGUAAACGAUAUGCGCUCAUACACGGUCGAUAUUGAGGUCAUCGUAGGACAAUAUGGGGAUUUGUCAGACCCUACCCAACCAUUUGAACCACUAUUGGAGAAACAAGCGAAGCAACAAACCUCAUCAGCAUCAGCAACGGGAACAAAUGACGUUGUAGAUGUUCAGGAAGUGCAGGAGGAGUAUGACGAUUUGCGAUUCUGUAGACGGAGAGGACGCUGGGAGCUACAUGAGCAAAGCUACAACUAUGCGUAUACAGAGACUGGAGCAGAGUCAUUGACAAAGCCAGAACACUUGUGUUUAUAUGAGCCACAGAAUAGCGAUGAUGCUUAUGAAGGUGUUACCUAUACCAACUAAGACUGUUCAGCAAUAUUGAAAAUACUAUUAUAUGAUGCAUCAAAGAACAAGAGUAGAUAGGAAAGAGUAACUCAAUGCGAAG